Pocillopora meandrina is the source of this 9173-nucleotide messenger RNA. Lineage: Eukaryota; Metazoa; Cnidaria; Anthozoa; Scleractinia; Pocilloporidae. The record is from the annotation of a GenBank genome assembly.
AUGGCUUCCCCAACUCCGCCAGAAGCUAACUCCGACUUCGAUUUCGAUGAAGUCUUCGAAAGGUUCGGUCCGCUUGACAACAUGGACGCUUUCAUCGACUCUCAGUUUGCAUACGCCCUAGAAGGCGAAGAGGAUGGCGGGGCUCAGGUGUUUGGGAGCAAAAUGGAUGUUCAAAACAUGGAAUCUGGCUAUGCGGCUACGUUGCAGAGCUUCACGUUUGGAACCGAAACGCAAUUAAACUUGAACAGUAAAAUUUCAUUAUCUUCGCCUCAAGAACAUUUGGAAAGUCAUUCGGUGUGUCCUUACUGUCGACAAAGUUUAGAACCAGAAGAUCCUGAGGAUAUUUGUGUUGCAGCACAUCCAGUCGGCGAUGUAAACAAGAUCGAUGAGGAAGCCAAAGCUGAUGAGAUGAUGAACCGACGUGCGAUUCACGAUGGGGUUGAAGGAACAGGUAAGCUCCACAAAUAUGCUCAAUAUAUCUAGUUAUUUGUUUUUGUUUAGUCCUUAAUUGCAUAUCACUCUAUUACGGUAGGGGUUUAAUCUGUGGGCAAAUGCGAGCGAUAAGCCUACUAAUAUAUGUGAUCAAUAGACUCUCUAUUUGUUUUGACUUGAACGCCCGAUAUUUUAGUAACGUCAUCCUGUGCUUUUUGCCCUUAAAAUAACAAUUCCGGAAUUUUUAUUGAAAAGAUGAGGUUCAUUUUUAAUGUUUUGCACUUUAAGCUGUUUGUGUUUGAGGUAUUCUACCAUCUUAAAAUCAUUUAUCUUUGCUCUUAAUUGUUUUGCUUCCAAAUGGUUUAGCAAGGAAGUGUCAAACAAAGCGUUUUAGAUAUUUGGUUACCAUUUAAAUAUGUAAUCAGACGGAAGAUGCGUGAAUUUGUUUAUUCUCAUUCACACAUUUUUGAUGAAACCGGUGUACUGAGAUCAUACAGCGUUAGACUUCAUUCAUUUGUUGCUAAGGAAAUGAAGAAACAAAGUUGUGAUUCGAAAGGAAAUGCCAAAUUUGCUACGGGAAUCCACCCGGCUGUUAAAAUUAAGUGCUGUCAAACGUCUGUAACCUCUGAUUGGUGAUUUUUGUUCCCUCAGACAAAUUGGUAACCACAGAUCUUAUGUGACGUCAAUUCAUUCAAAGAUAGCGGAAAUUAGCUUAUCAUACACGCCAUCAUCUUUUUUGUUUUUCUGGUUUAACAACCAGUUUUUUUGGACAGUUGGGAAAGUCAGAGCACCAUUGAGAGAUCAGUGAUUACUUCUAAGUAGCUGCUAAGUGGGAAAUGAAAGUAAAUGAGGGUAUAGUAAGGGUAUGAGGAUAUCCAGUUCAUGCUGUGAAUUGAGUCAAUUCAAACACAAAUAAAAGUUAUGUAUAGAUAGUCUCUGGAACAGAAGUCUGUGAUUUAUCUGAUCUUCAAAGAGAAAUUGAAAACAAUUUAAUGCAUAGAGCAUACUGACUAGCUUUGUCAAUGAAAACAAAGUUGCAAAAGAGGAAAAUUUUUUUAUUUCUUAACCCUUUUCACCUUAACAUCACCAUGCAUAUUCUCUGCACUGCUCUCUAUACAUUUCCUAAGGUAUUGACAAGGAGAAUUUGUUUAACAAUCAAGAGCUUCUUUCAUUGGUGAUCAUUUCCUUUAUUCUUGUGACCUUAAUGUUUGAUUCAGGGGUGAUAUUGUAAGGAGAAAUUAGAUGUUAGUCAUUUUUAGGGGUUAAAAGGUCAAAUGAGAAUUUACAAUGAGUCUUUCACCUAUAAAACCAAGAAUUACCUUAUUAGUGGAAUCAACAUGUCCCAGCUAAUGCCAAAAGUGUAAUGAAUCAUUGUUAUUUAAUUGUUAACAGGAGACGCAAUUGACCCAAGGAAAUCUGUGGUAACAGAAUUAAAGCUGGCAGAAAUAAGCGAAGAUGUAGGAACUUGUUGGCGUCAGUUAGGACCUAAACUUGACAUUGCAGCAGCUAAGAUUCAAAAUCUGGAUGAAGAGUACAAAUUUAAUCGAGACAAAGCCAAUGCCCUUCUUCUUAUUUGGGAACAGAAAGAAGGAAAAGGUGCAAUGGCUGGAAUUCUUGCUGAUGCUUUGGAGAGUAUUGGAAGAAAAAGCAUUGCAGAAAAACUGCUUGGUGAGUGGGUAUCCUGUGUAAGAUUAGUGUGUGUCUUUUGCAAGAUAAAUGGGUUGUAGAUGCAUGUAUGAUAAUGUCUGUUUUUACUUUGUUAAUGUAAUUAUCCUGAGUUAUGUAAAGGCUUGUAAAAUUUUCAUUGUUUGUACCUUAAAUGGAUCAUUGUGAGAAUCAAAAAACAUUGGCAAUACACUUAACCCUUUAACCCCCAGAUCAAAUUUGUCAUUCUCCUUACUGUCAACCAUACAAUUCUUAUGAUGUUAGUUCAGAGAAUUUAAUAUUGGAUCAACUAAUUAUCCCCAAAUUGACAUUUUUCUUUAUUCUCGUCACUUAACUGGUUGACAUUGUAUCAAUAUUGUAAGGAGAAAUUCUUUCCUAGUCAUUCAUGGGAGUUACAGGGUUAAAUCAUGUCAUGAUGAUAUCUAAGGGCAUAAUACAUGUACGUGUAGCUACAGUGUAAAGGUUUUGAAAUUUUUAAGGUGAAUAGUUUCUCACAUGCAACUGAGUUUGAUGCUGAAGGAACAUUUUUCAUGAAAAUGAAAUUGUAAGGUUGUGCUAAACGUUUUCCUCUUAACCCUUUAAACCCUAAGAGUGACUCGCAUCUAAUUUCUCCCUACAAUAAAAUUACAUUAUCACUCCUGAUUCACCCAUUAAAGUCAUGAGAAUGAAGGAAAUGAUUUCCAACAAAAGAAGCGUUUGAUCAGUAAACAAAAUCUCCUUGUCAGCAUCUUAGGAAAUGUAGAAAGAAUGUGGAGAAUAUGCAUAAUGAUAUUAGGGUGUAAAGGGUUGAUAAGAUCCAUCGCUCUUUGUUGGACAGUGCAAGGCUUUUGAUUUUAAAGGGAGAACUAAACUGAAAAUUACUGUGCAAGAUCAAUAACCUCUUGAUCCUCUUUUUUCAAGUUAUUUUUUUCUGAUUAGAAUUUUCACCAAUUUUUGUUUGAAAUUCAAAACAGCUGUUGAUUAUUAUUGUGAUAAAUUUUUCUUUACAGGAGGGAGUGAAGUAAACACUUGUGUAUCAGUUGUCGAGGGUCAUUCCAUCAGUUUAACAGUCAGAUUUGAUUUUGAUGCUGAACUGGACAAUAAGGUUAGUAGUUGGAUUAAGAUCACAGGCUCUGUGUGAAAGUAACCCUACUUUGGAAUUUGCACUAGAAAAACUAACGAUGUAUACCCCUGCUGUAACAAAUACAGAUAGGUUUGUUAUAAAGAGAUCUGACAACAGGGUCGCCAUUAGAAAGUGGUGCCAGAUUUGGAAAUGUGUCUACAAAUCUCAUGAUAGAAUACCGUUAAACCUUUUUUGUGGUAUUUUUUACAGCUUAUGCUGUGUGAAGAUGCGCAAGGCAACAAAUUCAUGCUGAAAGCUCUCACCAGCAGUGACAAAUUUUGGGAUACAGAAGAGGUAAUAUCUGUUUUGAGUGGAAAAGUUUACUACAAGUCAUGCACUUACCAGAAUAUCUUUUGACAUAUGUGUGGUUAACAUUUAUAUUUUUAACAUGAAGUCAGUUAUUUACUGGUAGCUAUGAUUUGAGCUCAAAUCAUGAAGGGAAUUAUGAAAUGUUAAAGUUAUUUGAAGUUUAAGUCUUCAGAGGCUGAAAGAAAUCCCUUAAAGAUUGAAAAUUAUGGCAGAAAUUUAUAGUUAAUGUUUUUCCUACAAGUUAAGUUAUGUUCACCUUGUCAUUAUGUUCAACUAGAUUCAGGGCAGAGGAGGAUUUUAUGUGGAAAAAUAUUUUAUUAGGAAAAUGAAACUAGCCCAGAUAAAGAAAAAAUUCCAUACUGUGCUUGGACAAUAGGUUCCUGUUGGUGAUGGUGAAAUGGUAUUGAAAAUAAUUAGAAGGGACAAGGACACUGAUUGAUUAGUUAGUCAAUUGGGGCCACUUAUUUAAACAAAGUUUUGGGUUGUUUAACAGAACCAUGUUCUAAGCCAUCUGCAGGUUAGCCAAACUUUGUAUAUGAAAAUUUAUCUAGUUUAUGCACAAGAGGGCUGAAAGCUUACUGGGAAAAAAGAAUUAUUUGAUUAAAUCAGCCCUCUUAGAGAGAGUUGAUUGUUCUCUUUGCAGAUUCUUAGAAAUAAAAGGUUUUUGGAGAAUGUUGCUGUAGCUGCACAGGAAAUGGCAAAAACAACAGAGCAAAGAAGGCAAGAGAGUUUAAAACGUAUUUCGUCAGAAGUUCAAGAACUGAGGCAGAAACUGAAGAAAGUAAAACUUGAUUGUGGGGAUGGUGAUCCAAAUGAUGGCUGUAAUUACUGCUCUGUAGAUGUAGCCCAGCCUAUAUGUGAUUCAUUUGAAGAUUCAGCUCAGGAGAAGUGUCAUUUGCAAGAUGAAAGUGUGGAACAGAUGAUACAGUCAUGUGUAGAGCAGCGCAAUCUUUGUCAAGGCAUCUUUGAUGCUCUGAUUAAGUUAGUUAGUGAGGUUGGACAGCCCAGGGAGGACAGUGCUAAGUGUAUUGGACAGCUUUGUGAUUUUACCAAAGAGCUAAGGGAUCAGGAGAAGACACUUUUCUCCAAAAUUGAGUUUGUUCAUAACCAGCAUCUAGAUAAAAAUCAAGUCAUUCGAAUAGAAAAAUUACAAAAAUGGAAGAGAGCACAGAAGGAACAAGUGGAAGGAGUUGAAAAGCUGUUGUCAAAUGUGCUCCAACAAGGAAGUAUGGACAGAAGACAAUCCUAUGGGAAAAUGGAACGUCAGGUAAUUCAAGUCACUCAGUCUCUCAUGUAGAAAGAUUUUGUCGGGUUUUUGAAGGAUUUUUUUCCCUUAACUUUGAGGUAAAUAUUUUGGGUUUAUCUGAGAGCUGUUGGCUGGAGUAUCUUUAAGGUUGUUGUUUUCUGUCAGUUGAAGAGAACAAUUGGCUCGGAAAGUGAAGGUUGUGUUCCAGAGACAUCCAGCCACUCUGCCAGCAUAUUUUCAUGACUGAGGGCAGUUGACUGCAGAGGAAAGUUUAUGUCAACACAAAGUCCAUUAUCUUCUGGGUAACUGGGUUGAACUUAAAACCACAAGUAAAAUGAUUUCAUAAACUUUCCUUUGCAGUCAACUUAACAACUUGUUCUACUACCACAGGGCUUCACUGUUAUUAUGUAUGUUGACAUUAUGCUCUUCUGCAAAAGGGAUAACUAGAAUGAUUUUGAAUAGGAAAUGGCAAUUGAUAGUGUCCAAAAGGCUCAGAGGAAUACUUUUCUAAAAUUUAUUAUUUACAUUUCUUACAUGUAAACACUUAAACUACAUUACUUACUGGAGACUACUGGCUAUAUGUUGUUUGAGAAACCCUAACUAACUAACUAACUAACCCUAACUGAGUAGUAUGUGUUUGAUCUUGGAGAGGAAUGUGCUGAUCAAUUCAAGGCUUGAACAUCCCUCCCUUUCCCCCAGCAACCCACAGGCAUUUGACUGUCAUCUACGCUGGGGGUGGGGAAUUUGAACCCUGCCUGGGUGGGGUGGGGGAAAUUUGAACCAGAACUGUUAAGUCUUUUAAGCAGAACACAUGUUUUAUCUUUUCAUAUGAAGGUGUUUUAAGGUAAAGAGUUCAUAAUUAAAAAAAAAAAGGGGAAUGAUUGAUUCACUUUCACCUUCAUAAACAGAUGGAGAAAGAGAGAGAGAAAAUGAGCUCUAAAAAAAAUUACAGUUGCUAAUCUUGCCUUUAAAAACAAUUGAUUGUUAAGUCCAGCACUUGGGUGGAGCAUUUAACACUAUUGUGGCUGUGGAGUCCUGACUGCUCCCUUGUUAUUCAUUAUUUAUGGAAACUUCUUCUGCCUCUCUUUUCUUAGUCAAAGUUUGAAUUUAAAAACUGACAUUUGUUUUGCUGAUUUGUCACCAUAGAAGCUUCUGAACCGCAGAUCAGAACCAAUUAUGUCCACCAAAACACCCACUGGAGAUGGAAGAAGGGUAAGAAAUGAAUGAUAGGUGAUAGCUCUGGGGCUAUGUGUGCAUGUGCAGUUUAUAUCUCAGAUAAACUGAUGGAUAGCAUUUUGCUGUGCCUCUGUUAAUAUAAAGAGAACAGAUAACUUAAAAAAAAUCUAUAGAUCUAAACAGUGGAUGGUGAGGGUUCAACUGAGCACAUGGUACAACAAGAUUUUGACAGAACUGUCUUGUGUUAUUUACAUGUACUUGUACAUCUGGAAAGACAGCAUGUGCUUAAUGGAAUUGAUUUGUUGUACACAAUAGAGAAAUUAAUUUAAAAAAUAUGAAAAAAAAAAACUUCUCUUAUAGACAGAUGUAUUUCCCUGGACAUAUCAUUUUAUUGCUUUUUUUCUAUAUUAUCUGUCUCACCAUAGUUAUAUCAGAUAUGUUCAAAUUGAGUAUUAAGCCUUAAGAUGUUACAUGAACCUCUUAAAACAAAUAGGAUAUACUUAUUGGUGGUUACCAUUUUGCAAUUACUAUCAAUGGCAAUGAUUUCAUAACUUUUUGCUGGGGACCAUUUUGUAAUUCUUUCUUUAAAUGGCCAAAAGAGGUGGGCACAUGGUGUUGGACAUGAGUUAAGUUAGCAACUGUAACUCAUGAUUUUAUUCAUUGUUGCAGAGAACAAACACUGACUCAUCAAAACAUUCAGACAAAUCACAAAGUAUGAAUGAAGUCACAGAGGAAACCAAGAAAAGUAACAUCUCCUCCCCUUGGUGUGUACAGUGCAAGUGUCACAUAGACACUGACAAGAAAUCCAAGAAGGAAAAGGUACCAAUAAUUUUUGGAUAGAUACUUAGUUUUUCCUCUUGAUUUUAAUUAUUUAUGGUUAUCAGGGGUUUCCUUUUCUAUAAGUAGCUGCCAUGCAAUAGUGGUAAUACUUGAACAAGAGCCUGCUUGCAGGUUUCAACAGAUAUCACAGCUACUGUUAAAUCUACAUUGAUGCUCUUUUGUGCCAGCAUCAUCAGACACUAGCAGAUUAGUUUGCAUUCUUCACUUACUCACAUUCUUCAAAAUUCAUUUCUUACAGAAAGAAAAUUCUCGAUUGAUUAUCUAAGGGAACUGAAAACUUUGGAGUUUGAGCUCAGAGGUUUCACCUAAAGACAAGUAUCACUGAUCCUAAAGGAAUGUAAGAUUUGCUUAUAAAGGCUACUUGAUACAUAAAAGUUGUGGUCUUUUUUGUCACCACAUACAGUCUUAAUAAUCUUACAGUUAAUUCUUUCAGCUGUGAAGUACCUAGUUUGCCUGGAAGAAAGCUAGAAUAUUUUCAUUGACAAAUACUUUUAUUUCUGCUGAUGUUUAUAAUGAUACAUGAGAAGAUGUGCAUGUAUAUUAACAAUAUUUUUGUUGCUCAGUUUAUUUCCAAAAAUAUGCUUUUUGCAUGUAAAAUUAAGAGAUUUCAGCUCAGUUCUAAGUUAUACAUAUACAUUAAAGGGAAAUGCAUGUGCAGACUUUUGUAUUGCAUUAUAUUCGUAGCCUUUUUGAAAUAUACGGUUAUGGAGUGUCAUGUAUUGGUUAUAUGUAUGUCAAUUCAUUUAUAUGCUUGCAAUGAAAUAAUAGUACUGUUGAUAGCUUUAAACAUUGUUUUAGAUAAAGGACAACAUGGAAUGAUUAUUUUUGUAGUUGUACACUGUAUGUAACUGUAGAUAGCUCAGAGUGAUGAUUUUUUUGAAAUAUUGGAAUUUUUAGUUUGAAGAAUUGGUGCUGGAUCCACUAUAUACAGGAAUACUUGUUCAUUUUCUUUUUGUUCCUUUUUAAUGACUUGUGAUUUUCACAUGUUUGUUAGUCAAAAGUGUUGCUUUUAUAGGUCAAUCCUUUUGUCAGCUCCUAAAAUGGACAACAUUGUUGCUGGAUUGGCUAUGGAGCUGUCAAAUGUUUCAUAAGAUUAGGAAUGGACAAUGAUUUCAUGAUUGUGAGUUGUUCAUCCUAAGAUCCUGUAUAUAAUUUUUGGAGUGUAUUAUUUUAGUCAGGAUCCAAAGAUGUUUUUUUUAAAAGUAUUGUUGAUUAGGUUGUAUAGAAUGAUUUUUUUCUUACUUGUAAAAUAGUUGCUAGAGUGUGAAAAUGCAUUGUUUUUUUCCCAAAUGUGUAUGGCUUUUGGGACAUGCCAGUAAAUGUAUUUUGUUUAAAUUAGUUAUUAGGACGUGGAAACAUUUUGUUCCAUAGAUAUUGAGUAUUUUAAGUUUUUUAUUUUUAUUUUAUUAAGUUUUUUUAUUUUAAGCAGCAGUUUGUCUCGGAUUGUAGUUACUAAAUAUAUGAAAAAGGUUUAUUUUUCCAAAACUAGUUGGAAAAAAGAUUUCCAUAUGAGUUUUCAUUGCAGACAUAAAAUGUAAAACAAAAUAUUUGGUUAAAACAAUUUGAGACAUACUGCUGUGAUUAAUGUUUUGACAAGGGUAUACAAUUAUAUGUAAUUUGAAAGAUGAACUGGACAAAAUGUUUCCAAACUCAAAACUGUGCUGUCAUUCACAAAGUUUUGCAUAAGGGGGUAUCUGGUUAUACCUAUAUGCACCUUAGAACUGCAGGCCAGUGAGGAUGACAUUCUUAUGAAGUAGAACACCCAGCUGGCUAGGUGUUACUGCAAGACUGUAUCAUCAACAUGUACAGUUCCAUUUGGUAACAUAAGAUUUACAGUUUCUAUCUUUAUUCCCUCUCCUAGAAUUCAUACAUUUUGAAAGCCAGAAUUUCAUCAUUCUCCUACUCUGCCAAAGGAAACCCUGAAAUUGAGUUAGACAUCUUAUUUAUUUAGAGUGGCAAAUAACAGUAUGGGCAAUUUUUUCCCUGGUUAAGACAAAAUGGUACGUAAUAUAAAAGUUCAGAUGUACUAUAGGUAGAUAUGGAGCUAUCCACUUUAGUUUUGGGGAGGAAAUGUAGACAAAAAACAUGUCUAAUUUUAUCUAUAACUAAUACUCUUGCAUGUUAAAGGGGAGAUUUUUUUACUUCAGAUACCACUGCAAUUUUGGUGUGGUUUUGUCUGCAUAGGCUGGUCUAUCAUAAUUGUUUUAAGCCUCUGAAGCUGACUGUUUCAUGCAAGUUUUGAGCAGCUGAGCCGUUGAAUGAAUAUUAUUUUCACUGGGCUCCUGAAACCUGUAAGCAAUACAUACCAAACACUUCUGUGACUAGUUCUAACGCACGUUAAUUUUCUUUUUAAACUUAGAGGGGUGGUUUGUACUGUAGUGUGGGUCAUUUCCAGUAUGUCAA